Messenger RNA from Rhodamnia argentea, 1490 nucleotides. Its product is annotated as ribosomal RNA small subunit methyltransferase NEP1-like. The transcript has 9 exons. NCBI's taxonomy places the organism in Eukaryota, Viridiplantae, Streptophyta, Magnoliopsida, Myrtales, Myrtaceae. Gene Ontology annotation, cellular component: small-subunit processome; nucleolus. Gene Ontology annotation, biological process: rRNA base methylation. The record is from RefSeq and is a predicted model, not a curated record. The coding region runs from base 300 to 1166 and encodes 288 amino acids. Gene Ontology annotation, molecular function: rRNA (pseudouridine) methyltransferase activity; rRNA binding.
CCGGCACUCGCGCUCCAAGCACCGCAGCCCCACCGUCUGCUGCUGCCGUGACUGCUCAGCAUCCCCUCUCCGUCCGUCGUGGACUCUCGGCAGCUACAGCCAGCGAGAGACAUCUACCCGACUCGCUGUCCCGCAGCUUAUCCUCCCAUCGCCGGCGCCUCGCUCGCUCCCCCGGCUACCGGCUAGGUUGUAACGUCUCUCUCUCGGACACCUCAGCAGCUUGUCGCCUGACUCUAUCUCGCCUUCAACGGAACAUUCCAACUCCAGCUAAGCUUCAGGAUCAAUAGUGAGAUCAGAAGAUGGUGAGGCCUUUUGGAGUCAAACGGGGAAACAAAAAGCGGAAGGAGAAGUACGAUGCGGAGAUCGAGGAAGGCGAACAUGAGCAAGAACCACAACCGAAGCAUCUAAAAGGAGAUGGUGUGUCGAGAGGAGAAGAGGCGGAAAAUCAGGAGAAGCAAUCAGAAGAAGCAGAGGAUGAUGUAGUUCAUCAGCUCGAAGGCAUACCACUUGAACCGGUCCAGAGUCAAGGCUCCAAGAACAUUGGGGCUACUUUUGUUCUCGAGAAGGCUACAUUAGAAGUCGCUAAAGUUGGAAAGACCUAUCAAAUCUUGAAUUCAGAUGAUCACGCCAACUUUUUGAAGAGGAACGGUAGAAAUCCAGCUGAUUAUAGACCCGACAUCGUUCACCAGGCUCUUUUGGCAAUCCUAGACAGCCCACUUAAUAAGGCAGGAAAGGUUCGUGCUGUCUAUGUGAGGACUGAAAGGGGUGUGCUCUUUGAAGUCAAGCCUCAUGUCCGUAUCCCCAGGACAUACAAGCGCUUCUCAGGCAUAAUGUUGCAAUUACUGCAAAAAUUGAGUAUAACAGCUGCGGGCAAGCGUGAGAAACUUUUACGGGUGAUCAAAAACCCUGUGACACAAUAUCUCCCUGUCAGUGCCAGACGAAUCGGAUUUUCUCACAGCUCAGAAAAGCUGGUUGAAAUGCAGGACUAUGUGGCUGCUAUUGGUGAUGAUACUCCUCUAGUGUUUGUGGUUGGUGCGAUGGCACAUGGGAAAAUCGAAACCGAGUAUACAGAUGAUUUUAUUUCAAUUUCCAACUAUCCAUUGAGUGCUGCAUGUUGUAUCAACAUAAUUUGGGAUGCCUUGCGGAAGCAUUUGAAGUUUAUUUAACCCCGCAUAGUCACUAGCUCUCACGGGACAGGUAUUAUGGGUAAUUACGCAAGACUAAGAUCUAAUAUCGAUGGAGAUUUUACAAAGAUCCAAGGGCUGAAAAACAGAGUUGAAGGUGUUGCAUCCAGUCACUCCAAAUCUGUGUCUGCCCCCUUGAAUGUUAAUGGCUCAUCAGGUCAUAGAACUUCUUUGUAAGUUUAGCUCUUGUAUAAUUUCAACGACCAAGAGUUCACAAAAGAAACAGAGGUUGUCAUUGUACUGUGACUAUCAUAUCAGCUUUCUUACUAUCAAUUGAUUGAUUGAUGAUCCUGAGGGAUCUUUCUU